CAACAGGUCCUUCAUGUCCCCUCCUAGCCGUAACAAGCAAGGUAUGGAUAUAGAGAAGCAACCAACCAAUCCCAAAGAACAAAAUGAAAAAAUGCCCGAAGAGAUUCUUAUUUGGUUAAUUGGCUAACCUUUCCUCCAUUUAUUUUUCCUGGCAACCAAACAGAAAGAGAGAGAAAGCAGUGAGUACAAGAAAAUGUUUUAAAUCUUUGAACAAGAAAGUUAGUUACCACUUACCACUCAGUCUUCAUUUUGGUCCUUAACACGUGCUGAAUUUCAAAGGUUGGAAACCUUAAAUGCAUUAACUGGUCUUGGAUUAUAUUUCAGAAAGAUACAUGGGUUUUUGAAAUGUGUUGCUUCUUUCAUUAAUGUUGUUGCUGUUCAGCUGUGGAAAUGGAGAGUGAUCAGACUGAACAUCAUAGGCAUCGUCGUCCUCGGCACCAUCAAGACAUGUUUACAAUACUGGGAGUUGUUUUUCAUGCAUGAGGAGAUUUGCAUAGAGAAGUUAAGUCCAUAGAGAGAGGAAAUGGCCACUGAAACAGACCAUCUAGAUCACCAUCAACAUCAUCAAACCUAUGGAGACAAAUGGUCAUGCCUACAACUAUCAUCAGAGAAGGGAGAAUCCCAGGAUGUAUCCAUCACUCAAAUUCUGGAUUGCGGUUCGAUAUCUUUUGGAAGAUACACUGCAGACACACUUGCAUGGGAAAAAUAUUCUGUUUUCUCCCACAACAGAUGUCAGGAGGAGUUGGAGAAAUUUUUUAAGGCACCAGGAUUAGUUGCUCAGAAGAAGGCAUACUUUGAGGAAUACUAUAAAAAAAUUAGAGCUAUGAAGGGAUUGCAAGCAGAGCAAGAAACAACUCAAACUGAUUCCUAUCAAAAUGGACAGGAGAUUACUACACAAGAAGAAAAUGGUGUUGAUACUGAAGCAUCAAAAAAGGAAAGUAAACCUAGCAAUACUAGUCAGGAAGAAAAUGGUGCUGAUGUUCACAGAUCAAAAGAGGAAAACAAGCCUAGCAAUGCCUAUAAAAUCCAGAUUUUAGAUAAUCAUACCACUGGUAAUAUUAACCCAUCUAGGAGAGGCAUUAAUGAUGGAGUAGAAGAAGAAAGUUACCUUAAUGGGAACAGUGGUGGAGCUAGCAAAGAAGAUGAAAUAGGGGUAUGCUUUUCUGCCAGAAUACCAAAAUAUUCUAUGGAAGAUGGUUCCUCGUCAUGUACUCCAUCAGUCAAAAGCAGUUCCAAAACUAGACAGAAAGGGAGCCCAGUCAGCAAUGAAAACAAGAACAAUGGAAGCAAACUGAAGAAGCAGGCAUCUAGUAUGAGGGUCAAGGGGACUGUCGCUUCUGCUGCAAACAGAAAAAAAUCGGACUGCAGAAUGAGCAAAGAUGUGGUUAAGCCAUCCGAGAAGCCAAAGCCAUCUGUUUGUAAGGAAAUUACAAGCACGGCAGAUGUUAGUCUUGUUUCAGGCAAAAGAAUUACCACCAAGACCGCAAGCAACAAAAAAUCUGACCAGGUUCAAUCACAUAGACAACGUAGGGAAGUACAAUCCAGUGCAACAGUACUUCAUGCUUCAUUAACAAAGGGCAAAAUAGUCUCACUGUCUUCUAAUAUUAGAGGCGGUCCACCUAAAACACAUUCAACUCCCAAAAGCUUGUCAGACAGGCUCCCAGGAACAUCAUCAGUUCUCACUCGAUCUGUUCAGAGAAGUUCGAAAGAGAUGACCACCAUUAGUCAUUUGAGAAAAUUCAGUGUAGAUAACAGGAGCUGUGAUGGAUUUGGUCAGAGGUCUUUAGGGUUGAGUGGCCACCAUAGUCUUCCAGAGAGUAGAGAAUCUGAGAGCCAGAGACCAAAAGUCGUGUUAAAAACUCUUCCUGACCGGGAUAAAUCAAAUCAGAACACUGGACCUGAGCGUAGGCCCGUCAGUUCUGUCAAAGGACGGAGACAGAAAAAGGGAUUAGAUGAAAUCGAUGCCAGAAUUGGACCAAAAUCUGACUCAUCCAAGGGGACGGGCAGUCAGAGGACCUCAAAUCUAAAGCCCGUGCAUAAGAUUGUUACAUCUCAGUCUGUAUACCUGACACGUCAAAAGGAUUCAAGACACAUUGAUGCACGCAUGCAUGGAUUAUUAUCUCAUGACAAUUGUGUUCUGUUUUCUGUGGCUUGGACUAAUACAAUGCCAUCACGCACAGACAGAGGAUGCCGAUUUGGCUUUGAGAGUUUAGCAGGUAGAGGGAAUUGAGGUCUUGUGAUGUUCACAGCCCACUGAAUCAUUAGUGUGAACUGCAGAUGACAGGGCAUGCACAGUGAUUAUCAAUGUAGCUAGAGUCUAGGCAAAAGGUAGGUUGGAAAUCUUGAUACAGGAAGUAGAAAAACUGCAUGAAGAAUCAAAAGCAGAUUUGUAAAUUGGAAACGUGCCACUCUUGAAGGCUGACAUGACAUGUUUAGUUGAAACUAGUUUCAGGAUAUGAAGGUGCUUGUAUAAAUGAAUGAGUUCUUUUGCAGCUAUCAUGAGAACAAAUCAUAGCUCAAAGUGUUAGCAAUCUCUUAAAUAAAAUUUAGUUACUUUGUGAAUAAGAAAAUAUAAUUGAUCUUAAAGGUACGAAUUUGUAGUUCAAUGAUUUAUUGAUGAUUUUUGCUCUUUUGAAUCCA
Populus trichocarpa (black cottonwood) is the source of this 2640-nucleotide messenger RNA. Its product is annotated as protein WVD2-like 7. The record is from RefSeq and is a predicted model, not a curated record. The transcript is spliced from 10 exons. Lineage: Eukaryota; Viridiplantae; Streptophyta; Magnoliopsida; Malpighiales; Salicaceae. The coding region runs from base 524 to 2230 and encodes 568 amino acids.